This is a messenger RNA of Racocetra fulgida, 400 nucleotides long. The record is from the annotation of a GenBank genome assembly. Lineage: Eukaryota; Fungi; Glomeromycota; Glomeromycetes; Diversisporales; Gigasporaceae.
UCACUUAGCAAUAGUGAUGAUAGUAAUUAUCCAACCAAGAUUAGCACUUGGAGUCAAUAUAUUGUGAGUUGUAGAGUUGAUUUGAAUUAUGUGUACUUCAAAGUUCAGCUUCAAACUUCUGAUGGCAAUGGUUGGUUUGGAAUGGGGUUUGGUCCAGAGGAUGAAGGAAUGAAAGGUGCUGAAUUUAUCAUUGGCAUUGUUUCUAAUGGAAAUGUCACAUUGGAAAAUUAUCAUGCCGAUGUGGGUGGUUACCAUCCUCCCAUUCGUGAUUCCGAUUCCGAUCAAGAUCCUACUAUUGUACCAAAGGUUUCUAUGUCUGAUAACAGUGCUGUGACCGUAGAGUUCAAAAGACUUCUCAAGCCGCCAGGUAGAAAACCCAUUACUAAUGGUGAUAUGAAAU